GGAGGAAACAGACACGGCGAACGUCGAAGACGGCCAGGAAGAUGGAGAGGGUACUGACGAUGACCACGCUGUCCGUUGGGGCUGCGGUGUCGUCACGUCAGCGCUGCAGAAGUGCGAAAGCAGUCAGGCGGCCGUACGACCCCGCACUGUACAGCCACCUGCCGUCCCACGAGAUACCGUUGCCUCCAAGUGACGAUGACGGCGACGACCCACGAUGUUCUACCCUACCUCUGGGCAGCGGUCCAACUCAGGAUUGGAUGGGGAGCCAGUUGUACAGGCAGGCAUCGACGCCGACGUACACUGAUCUUCUCGAGGGGCGUACCCCGGCUGGUUAUGACGCAGGACUGGCGGAUCUCAGCUUCGGAUUGAGGUCCAGGAGUGCCGAGGAGGUGAUGCGCACCGUUAUCGUGAACCCAGCUUCGGGCACGACCCACACACCAGCUCCAGUGACAACGCGGACUGGCGGAUCAGUUCCAUGUAGAACGACGACGGCAGGUGGCACAGUGGACGGACGACGCCCAAACGAUGAGUGGUCUGCAACGGAGGUCAUUGGUCGAAAGGUUUGGGAUGAUCAUCGGCGACAAUCGCGUGAAGCGAGCACGCCCGGCAUAACAAGAGGGGUGGCGAAGAUUAACGUGGGGGCGGACGAUAUACUCGGCGAUGAAGAUGGUGCAGUGGCGGAGGAUUGCGAGGCAGACGACGGGGCCGACAACGACGACGAGGAGGACAACGAGGAGAUGGAGAUUCGUCCAGUAGGGAGAAAGCAGGGAGGGUCGAGGGCCACGAAAAAGUUGCCGGAAACGCGCACGGGGCGGAGGGGGAAGAAGGGUGUGGAAGAUGCGUCGGCUGGCGAGGGUUCGAAAAGUCGGCAUUUUUGGACCGUGGAGCACAUGAUUGUUCUCAUCCGGGCAAAAAGAGACCAGGAUUCGCAUCUUGCCGGCCUCGCGUACACCACGGGAAGGAUGAAGACGAAGACAUGGAAGUGGGACGACGCGGAGAAGAGGCUGGUGCACAUGGGGGUCACGAGUAGAAAGGUCGUCGAUUGCGAGAAGAAAUGGGACAACCUGUACCAGCAAUUCAAAACCGUGCACAAGUUUAUGGGAGAAUUGGGGAAGCCAAAUUUCUUCACACUGACGCCAGGGGAGAGGAAGGAGCGGGGGUUUGAUUUUCGGAUGGAUGAGCGUGUGUAUUCGGAGAUGGCGGCGAUGACCAGGAGCGAUCACACCAUACACCCCACCAAUCUCGUCGACACUGGUGCGACUGGAGGUGUUCAAAUGCCCGGCCCACGCGGAGGUCGGAAUGAAUCCGGCGGUAGUGAGGGGGGCGGGGAUGGACAUGACGACGAUCUGGGGUCCACGAGGGAUUCUAUCAGCGGCGGUGGUGUUGGCGGGGGCAGCAAACGGAAGAAUGUGAGACAGCAGACCUUCGACACGAUUGUCGACGUGAUGAAGGAGCACGGAAGUCUGAUGGCGACAACCGUGGACAACGCGAGCAAGAGACACUGCUCAAUUCUGACUAGGCAGUGCGACAUUCUGGAGCAAGAGGUGGAAGUGCAGAAGGAACACUACGUUAAGGCCGACCAGGCGAACUUCAUGAUGUGCAACGCACUUAUGAAGAUUGCUAAAGCGAUCCGCGAGCGAUCGUGACGUCUCCCCGCCACGCGUGCCAUUAUUGU
Molecule: messenger RNA, 1675 nt
Organism: Chara braunii
Lineage: Eukaryota; Viridiplantae; Streptophyta; Charophyceae; Charales; Characeae
Source: the annotation of a GenBank genome assembly